AUGGCGUCGAGCACUUCCAACAGCGACGUCUUCUCCGCCGGCGACGGAGGCCAAGCUAAGCAGAGAAUGCUCCUUUCAUCCGAACAUGGGCACUUUAGUUUGGUGAAGGCUCUCCAUCUUGCCGAUUUGGUAACUGAGCUAAAUGGUUUCUUCAUGUCCGUCUUCUCGUCGAUGCGCUAUUGCCUCGGGGACCCCUCUGAUUACGGUGCUCUGUGGGCUGCGCUCGCUUUCAUGCCAUUUGGUCUGUUUUUCGAUUUCAUGGACGGCAAGAUCGCGCGGUGGCGCAAGAAGUCGUCCCUGAUGGGACAAGAGCUUGAUUCGCUUGCGGAUCUGAUCUCCUUCGGCCUUUCCCCUGCAGCUGCCGCGUUCGCCAUUGGCAUACGCGAACCGCUAGAUCAAGUCUUCCUGGCAUUUUUCGUCCUAUGCGGGCUGACCCGCUUGGCUCGGUUUAAUGUGACAGUGGCUGUUUUGCCGAAGGAUUCGAGUGGAAAGUCGAAGUUUUUUCAGGGCACCCCGAUCCCCACAACCCUGUCGAUUGCCUCUCUUAUGGCCUACUGGGUAUCCCAAAGCUGGACUCAUGAGAACCUUCCCUUUGGCGUCAUUGCCGAGGGCACUAUCUUUGAGUUCCACCCGGUUGUCCUUCUGUUCGUCUUGCACGGAUGUUUGAUGGUCAGCAAGACGUUACACAUCCCCAAGCCAUAA
This is a messenger RNA of Penicillium canariense, 702 nucleotides long. Its product is annotated as CDP-diacylglycerol-serine O-phosphatidyltransferase. The coding region runs from base 1 to 702 and encodes 233 amino acids. NCBI's taxonomy places the organism in Eukaryota, Fungi, Ascomycota, Eurotiomycetes, Eurotiales, Aspergillaceae. Gene Ontology annotation, cellular component: membrane. Gene Ontology annotation, molecular function: phosphotransferase activity, for other substituted phosphate groups. Gene Ontology annotation, biological process: phospholipid biosynthetic process. The transcript is spliced from 6 exons. The record is from RefSeq and is a predicted model, not a curated record.